Messenger RNA from Daphnia pulicaria, 3439 nucleotides. It is a transcript of the gene Cul4, whose product is annotated as cullin-4A-like. Gene Ontology annotation, molecular function: ubiquitin protein ligase binding. Bases 416 to 2761 code for a protein of 781 amino acids. Gene Ontology annotation, biological process: protein ubiquitination; ubiquitin-dependent protein catabolic process; DNA damage response. Lineage: Eukaryota; Metazoa; Arthropoda; Branchiopoda; Diplostraca; Daphniidae. The record is from RefSeq and is a predicted model, not a curated record. Gene Ontology annotation, cellular component: Cul4-RING E3 ubiquitin ligase complex. The transcript has 11 exons.
ACUACAUGGGGUUUGUGUUGUAUGCACAAAUAAUAAUUAAACUUCUUUUUUUGUCGAACUCGAAGAGGGCGCUUUAAAGCAUUGAGUGCCGUGCUAAAAACUGUUUUCCGUUCAGUCGUUCGUUCUGCUCAUCUGCUGCUAUUGCAGUAAGGAUUCUUUCACUAACAGAAUUUCCUGAAAGUACUGACUAAAUUAACAUCAAUAGUUUAAUUGUGUCAUUUAUCAACUUUUUGACGUGGAGUUAACCUUGUGAGAAUAAAGCUGUUGUUGCACGUAACGGUCACUUUGCAUAAGUAACAAAAACGUGUCGGUUUCGUUGUGUCGGAUGAUGUCGAGCAUGUGAUUUUUCUCGUAACAUUCAAGACUUCUAGAUUUUGGCUUACAGCUCGAGAGAGUUGCCGGAAAUCGGUUCUAUAUGAGUCAGCCGACCGGGAAAUUGAUUGGAGUCAAGCGAAAGCAUAGUGACGAAAAUCAGGUGGAGGCAAAAAAGCCUACCAUGGAGGAGGCAAAGAGGGCCAACUUCUCUGCCUUGGUCAGCACGAAUGGAUUGACGAAAUCAUCUCCAACAGUAGUCAAACCAGCUGCUGGAAAUGUCAAGAAAAUUGUCAUCAAGUCUAUGAAAGAACUCCCCAAAUUGCCUGAGAAUUACCAGGAUGUUGCUUGGCAGAAGCUGGAAGAAGCUGUUGUCGCUAUACAGAAUUCAACCUCAAUAAAAUCAGCCCUAGAGGACUUGUAUCAGGCUGUGCAAAACCUUUGCAGCCACAGUUUUGCCCCCCUUGUGUACAGCAAGUUAAAAAACUUGACAGAAUCGCACGUUCAAUCAAACCUAGCACAGUUUUUGGCUGAAUCCAUCGAUCCUUGUGUUUUUCUUAAAAUGAUGAACGAUUGUUGGCAAUCUCAUUGUCAACAAAUGAUUCUUAUUCGUGGCAUAUUUCUCUACCUGGAUCGCAAAUACGUACUUCAAAAUCCGGGCAUUAUGUCUCUUUGGGACAUGGGAUUGGACACUUUCAAGGUCCACAUCAUCAGCGAUUCACUAGUCCAAACCAGAACGGUCGACGGUCUCCUAUUGCUCAUUGAUAAAGAGCGCCAGGGUGACACAGUGGAGCGUUCGCUUUUGAAAUCGCUUUUACGCAUGCUCUCCGACCUUGGUAUCUACCACGAAGCCUUUGAGACCAAGUUUCUGUCAUCUACAGAACGAGUCUACAGCACCGAGGGCCAGCGCCUGAUGCAGGAACGUGAAGUGCCUGAAUAUUUAGCCCAUGUUGAUAAACGAUUACACGAAGAGAAUGAGAGGCUACUACACUAUCUAGAUCACUCGACCAAACGGGCGUUGAUAUCUACGGUGGAGAAACAGCUGAUUGGUGAGCACUUGGUGCAGAUUUUGCAGAAGGGUUUGGACGCCUUGGUUGAAGAAAACCGCAUUUCUGAUCUGAAACUCAUGUUCAGUUUGCUGUCGAGAGUUAAAAAUGGGCCGCAAGAGCUCAACACGAAUUUCUGUACCUAUGUGAAGAAGCGCGGAAGGACCAUCGUCAUCGAUCCCGAGAAGGACAAAACGAUGGUUCAGGAGCUGCUCGAUUUCAAAGAGAAAUUAGACAAUAUUGUAGUGACGUGUUUCGGUCGUAACGAAAAGUUUGUCAAUAGCCUCAAGGAAUCCUUUGAGAACUUUGUCAAUCAAAGGCUGAACAAACCAGCCGAGCUCAUCGCCAAAUUCGUCGAUUCAAAACUACGUGCUGGCAAUAAAGAGUCGACCGAAGAAGAGAUGGAGCGGUUACUCGAUAAAAUAAUGGUUUUAUUUCGAUUUAUUCACGGCAAAGAUGUAUUCGAAGCAUUCUACAAGAAGGAUCUGGCCAAACGACUUUUGGUAGGCAAGUCAGCAAGCGUUGACGCCGAGAAGAGUAUGUUGUCGAAAUUGAAACAGGAAUGCGGCGGUGGAUUCACUUCCAAGCUAGAGGGCAUGUUUAAAGACAUGGAACUCUCUAAGGACAUCAACGUCGCGUUUAAACAGUAUAUCGCUCAUCUGAAUCAACCUGAUUUGACUAAUAUGGAUCUGACGGUGAACAUCUUGACGAUGGGCUACUGGCCGACCUAUGUGCCCAACGAAGUGACACUACCACCCGAAAUGGUCAAUUUUCAAGAGACGUUCAAAAAGUUUUAUUUGGGCAAACAUUCUGGCCGCAAAUUACAGUGGCAACCCUCGCUCGGCCUGUGUGUUGUGAAAGCUCACUUCCCUCAGGCGUCUAAAGAGCUUCAAGUCUCCUUGUUCCAGACCCUGGUGCUCUUGCUGUUCAACAAUGCUGAUGAAUUGCCUUUCGAGGAAAUCAAAGCCGCCACCAACAUCGAGGACGCUGAAUUACGGCGAACUUUGCAAUCGUUGGCCUGUGGUAAGGCUCGUGUUCUGCGGAAAUUGCCAGCCGGCAAAGACGUUUUGGAUGGAGACAAAUUUACCUAUUGCAAGGACUUUACCAACAAAUUAUACCGCAUCAGGAUCAACCAGAUCCAACUGAAAGAAACGACGGAAGAGCAACAAGCGACAGAAGAGCGGGUGUUCCAGGAUCGACAGUACCAGAUCGACGCAGCUAUCGUCCGUAUCAUGAAAAUGCGCAAGACGCUAACCCACAAUUUACUCAUUACUGAACUGUACAAUCAGCUCAACUUCCCGGUCAAGCCCGCCGAUUUGAAGAAACGAAUCGAGUCGCUGAUCGAUCGAGACUACAUGGAACGCGACAAAGAUAACCCCAACCAGUACAACUACGUGGCGUGAUCCCUCCCAACAAUACCACCAACUUUCCAAGCCUAUUUAAAAGAUAACCAGGUGUGCUGGGGAGGUUGAAGCAAAUAGGGAAAAUGGAGGUCGGAAGGAAAAAAAAGAAAAAAGUUGAAGGAUAAAAAUGAUGCAACAAUAUUUAGCGCGUGUAUUCAUCAGCAGGAAGCGGAAGACAGAUCGAGUCAUGAUUAGUUGAUGGCGCAAAUUUGGGGUUGUAUGUUUUUUUUUUAAUUAUUAUUUUUUUUUUUGGUAAUAGUGUUACAAUAAAUAAUGGAGAAAAAAAAGAUUAAACAAAAAGUUGUCUGUCUUCCGCCAACUGUCGAUGGUUGUUUUCCUUAUCCCUCUAUUUUUAGUGGCCGUCGCGGAGGGAAGAAGGUGAUCAACAGAUUGAAAUGUAUUGAUUCGUUCCUUCCGCGGUAACCAUUGCAAAAUGUUUAUCUCCUCCCCUCCUGAUUUUCUCUUCAAUAAUCGCCUCUUCUCAUUUUUCAUUUGAAACAUUGAUUUAUUUCCCCCUUUUUUUCCAACAAGUACCCAUCCACACUCACACACUCCAUCUUAUGUCAAAACUCCCGCCCUUUUAAAGAGAAGAAGAAGAAAACAAAAAAUUGAUAAAAAGGAGGAAGAAGAAAAAUACUUUAGAUAGCGAAUACAUUGAAAAUGGUGUUUCAUUGUUUA